CUCCCAUCACUUUCUUUCAUCACUCCUCUGGCUCUCGCCCUAUCCUCCUCCUGGAGCAUCCCUGGGCUAGAAGGCGGGGCGGGGCGAGGGAUAAGAUGGGGAAAGACGGUCCCAGCCCUGUUAGCACUCAUGCCUUUUCCCAGAAAGGAGCCUCCUACUGCCCUGGCAGCGAGGAUUCCCAAACCAGCAGUCUGGCCUGUGCUGAGCAUCCCACCCCCAGUGCUAGAGCAUCAGAUUUCAGGACACAUUGGACCAAACCAAUACUUUGACAAUUAUCAACAGCAUCCAAGAGAUUCCUGACUGAGGCAACAAUUUGGCUAGGGAUCAUUAACUUAUUCUAUUACUUCAGGAGGAUGCUGACCAGCCUGUAUGACCGAUUUUGGAAGCAGGAAUAUUGGUUCCCUUCUCAGUACUCGUGGGCUGACAUGGAAGAUUCAAAUGGAGUCAUAUACACUCACCCCAAGGACUUGUUAGCAGCUAUUCCACUGGUAUUUAUCAUAUUAAUUGUCAGAUAUAGCUUUGAGAGGGUCGUUGGGUUGCCCCUGGCCAGGCUCAUGGGUGUGCAUGAUGCUCGCAGGAUCAAGGCUUUUCACAACCCAAUCCUGGAGUCCUUUUUUCGUUCUCAGAGUCAAAAUCCAAAAGAGGCUCAGCUGAAUGAUCUGGCCAACAAAUGCAGCCUUUCGCUGAGGCAAGUUCAACGAUGGUUUCGAUGCAGGAGAAACCAGGAGCAACCAUUACUGAGCAAGAAAUUCUGUGAAGCCUGUUGGAGAUUUAUAGUUUACUCUUAUUUCUUUUUUGGAGGCUUCCUCGCUAUUUACAAUGAGCCCUGGUUAUGGAAGUCUAAAGUAUGCUGGGAAGGAUUCCCUAAACAGCCUCUGAAGCCUGCCAUAUACUGGUGGUAUCUUUUGGAGUUUGGAUUCUACCUCUCCCUGAUAACCACCUUAUCCUUUGAUGUAAAAAGAAAGGAUUUCAGAGAGCAAAUCAUCCAUCACUUUUCUGCCAUCAUAUUGAUCUACUUCUCUUAUUGCGCCAACUACAUUCGCAUUGGGACCCUGGUGAUGCUGCUACAUGAUGUGUCUGAUGUUUUCUUGGAGGCAGGCAAAAUGUUCAAUUAUGCACAAUGGAAAAAUUCAAGUGAGAUAGUCUUCAUCAUCUUUACUGUGAUAUUCCUUUUUAGCCGGCUUAUUCUUCUCCCGUACAGAGUCCUCUACACCACCAUCUAUGAUUCCAUGGCUGCGCAUAAGCCCUUCUUUGGUUACUACUUCAGCAAUGCCCUCCUGUUUAUUCUUCAGGCUCUCAAUAUUUUCUGGUCAUUCCUCAUACUUCAAAUGUUCUUCAAACUUAUUAUUAUUGGCAAGAUACAGAAGGAUGUGAGGAGUGAUAUAGAAGAAGAAGAUGAGCAGUCAGAGACAGAACAACAGAAGAAUGGGAGUCCAGCGAUGUCACUUGUGGCCUUCCCCAAUCCUAAAGUGCCAGAGGGGCUGGCACAAACCAAAAGACACUGACAAGUUCCAGCAAUAUAACCUGGUUCAGCACAGGGGCCUCAGAGAAUCCAAAUCAGUGAAGAACUCCAUAUGGCUGAUCUUCUGACUGCUUGAAGAUUAAGUCAAUAUGAGAAAUCUCUCAGAUUCUGAUCUAGUGUGAAGCUCCUUAGGACAAAACCUGAACUUGUGCAAUACCCCUUACUUCUAUUUCUCCCUGUCUUCCAUCCUCACCUGUAUCGGACUCUCAGAAAGAAGGGGAAAGAUGGAAUCUCUGAACAGGAUAUUAAGAUAGGCUUAAUAAUCCUUCCUUUAAAUAGCCUUUUCCCUGAAUUAAUGCCACUGAACUGCCCUAUCCUUGAGAACAGAAGUCCCCCAAUUUUUCUAAUUAUACAUUCUAUUGGUACAACAUUUUUUAUCAUAAAUCUGCAACAGAUCAUAAAUUUGCAACAUGUGCAUACUGAUUCAUCUCUAAAUCAUAUACAUUUGAUGCUAUGUUGAUACAUUAUUUGUUUUGCAACACACAAAAGUAAAAAUUUAAAAGGGUUGCGAUAAAAAUGAAACAAUAUUGUACAUAGUAACUAUACAGAAGCCCUCCAAAAUUACAGUAUUUUUAUUGAAAGCAAUAUGGUUGACUGUGCUUCAUUAUUUUUUAAAAUCUCAGCUUAAAUUUUCAUAGCAGGGAAUUGAAGGUAUGAUUUUCAGUUUAAUUCAAUAGCUGACUACUUAGUUUGAUGGAUCUCAAAGCUGCAGAUUGUAACUCACAGAGAUACAGAGAUCCAAAUGGAAGAAGUACAUCAUUGGCCAUCCUUACUCAAUCACAAUACUCAUUUUGCAAUCCCAUCACCAAUUAUGCAAAAGUUUUUUGUUGAAAUUUGGCUAGUAGAUUUCUAUCUUCCCUUAUUGGAGGGGAUGAGGAUGUAUAUAUGUAUGGAACAUGAUUUCUAAAAGUCAAACAGGUACCAGAUCUGGAAGUUGAAUAAGUGGCAACAUGCCUGCAUCUACACUGGUUUCCAUCAGUAUGUGGCUCUCUUCCUUUAUUUUCAAAAUAUUCAAUGAAGUUGUGAAGGGGAGGUAGGUUGGAGAAAUGGGAUCUUUGGAGCAGAAUUGCACAUCUAAUAAAGUUAUAGACUUGAUGACUUGAGUCAAAAAAUCCACUACCAACUGCUAGCACAGUUGUCUUUCAGUCCUUGCUGACUGAUGGUCAGCAUCAGAACUCUGCUUGAGUUCUCCUUGAAGAAGGCUCUCCUACCUUAAGGAAGCUUCUUUUUAUUCAGGAACGGGGAAAUGGGAAUGGUGAUAUGAGCCCAGAGAGGCAAUGAAGAGUUUACAUCUUCAGAAAGCAGUUCCUCUUUACCUGGCCAUCCCAUUCCUAUGGCAUUUUGAGCACCCAAGGUUUGAACUGUGUGGCCCUCUUGCUAUCUUCCCUGAGGUAGAAUUGGUAUUUUAAAAAUAUAUAUUUUUCCAGUCCUUAAACUUUCCCCAAUUCUCUAAGUCCUGGAAAAGUACCUAUAUUGUGGAAAGAAGAUUCUGCCUAUUUCUAUAGAGACCUGAGUUUUACAGGAGUCUAGGUAUUGUGACCACUUUUGAUCAAGGCACCUGGAACCACUUAGUCCCCUAUAUUUUGAUGGUCAUGGUAAUUGAUGUCUAACAUCCCAGAUCAUUCUCCCUUCUGUCAGUCAAUAAAUAUUAAUUAAGUGCCUACUAUAUUCCAGGCACUGUGCUCAGAGCUGGGGAUACAAAGAUGAAAACGAAAAUUCCUUCAGGGAGCUUACGAUCUAAUGGAGGGAAGACAACAUGCAAAAGAUAAUUGAAAAGGGAAUAGGAAAGGAUAAGGUACUCACUUGUGGACAUGAUAGAUAAGUCUAGAUGAGUGCAGUCAACUGGGAAAUGGCCUGAGCUUGCUCCUUUAAUGAAAGCUCUCUUUCUCAAGAUGUACAGUAUUUAGCUGAUCUUUACCUGCCUCCCUAAAUUGGGCUUUAUUUGGGAGGACUUCAACAGUCCUCAUCUGCACAGGCAUUCAAAGCAACAAUUGCCUAGAUUUCCAAAAUUUCCAUAAUCUGAAAAAACAUAAAAAUUAUAGUUGAUAUUCUGAUGAUUUAUAAUUUUCUACAAGGUCCUAUAUAAUCUCAGACCUCGUGUUUACAAAAUCACAUUUAAACUCUACCUAAAAGAUGAAUGCAUUUAGGGACUGUUAACAAUCCUAUUUUUAUUGGAACUUCAUUAUCUGAAUAACUCAUUUAAAGAGCAAGGGUAGCAAUGCUAAGGUCUCAUGUCUACCCUUAGAUUGAUUAAACUUUCAGAACUCCUUUAGUUAGCUGCAAGGCUUCUCUCUAGAACAUUAGAACUCCAAACUCAAGAGUUUGGGAUCAAUCAGGAGAUGUCAUGCCCUCCACACCCAUUUCCUACAAGUUCCUAGAAUUGAUAGGUAAUUCCCUGUUUCUAGCUAGAAAUUUCAAUUCUUAGAUCAAGUUCACUGUCAGGAAAUCAGACUCUCCUUCACCUACCAAUCAGAUAGUGGUCAUGAGCAAAGUCCUUGCUCAACAAUUGUCCUCUCAGUUCAUAGUGGUACAUGUCUGCCUCUGUCAUGAGUUUCUGCAGGAACUUGGCCCACCUGCUGCCUCCCCUUGGACUGGAAAACUCCUUUGUAGGCCUCUUUUUUAAGAAUAUUUUGGGAAGAAAGCAUGUAACUCACAUAUGCUUCUGUCCCUAGGCAAUUAUCAGUUUCUUGUAGGUAAAAAUUAUAAUAUGUUCAAGCUUCCAAUCUAUCUUGCUCCCACAUUGCCACUUCCUUACAUAUUCACAUACACCGCUGUCUACCAUAGGUAAACUCUGCUAAUGUUGGUCUGUGUCCUACUCAGGGAAACAAGAAAGGGACCCAAAUGGUUGGGCAAAUCUAUUGCUCAGUUUUAUAGCUCUCACAAAAGGUGACUUUUCUUAAAACAUUGUCCAUCCACAUUGAUGCAUUGUUGGUGAAGUUGUGAACGAA
This is a messenger RNA of Sarcophilus harrisii (Tasmanian devil), 4470 nucleotides long. RefSeq names its product ceramide synthase 4-like. Gene Ontology annotation, molecular function: sphingosine N-acyltransferase activity; DNA binding. Gene Ontology annotation, biological process: ceramide biosynthetic process. The transcript is spliced from 12 exons. The record is from RefSeq and is a predicted model, not a curated record. Gene Ontology annotation, cellular component: membrane. Lineage: Eukaryota; Metazoa; Chordata; Mammalia; Dasyuromorphia; Dasyuridae. Bases 354 to 1505 code for a protein of 383 amino acids.